This is a messenger RNA of Diabrotica balteata, 1296 nucleotides long. NCBI's taxonomy places the organism in Eukaryota, Metazoa, Arthropoda, Insecta, Coleoptera, Chrysomelidae. The record is from the annotation of a GenBank genome assembly.
AUGUUAUCUAGAAAUAUAAGAAGACUGUUAGGCAUCACAAAAAAAUUAAGAGCUAAUAAGUCAACCUUAUCAUGGAAAAUACCAGAGUACCCUGUAUUUAAUGAAGAAUAUAUUUGUGAUCCUAAUAAUGUAGAUGCCAUUGAAAAUAAUAUUUUACAUAGAAAAGGUGUAGGUAAUAUUAAAUUAAUACAUGAACUAAAAAGGAAGCUAGAACAAGCAGAUGAACAUACCAGUGAAUAUAAAGAUAUAAGAAAACAAUAUCACAAAGAAUUAAGUUUAUUACCCAAUAACACCCAUCCUGAUAUUUUUAAGUAUGGUGAUAAACCAAAGGAAAUAAAAGUAGUCAAAGAUAAGAAGCUUUUUACUUUCAAAUGCAAAGAAUUCAGUGAAAUAGCCAAACGCCUUAAUUUAGUUAGAACUGAACAGUUAGGAAAUGUUGCAGGAAAUAGAAGUUAUUAUAUUUUAGGUGAUCUAGCAGAAUUAGAGCAAGCUUUGGUAGAUUACUUUGUAAACCAAUUAAUCACUUCAAAUUAUGAAAUCGUUUCUGUCCCAGACAUAUUACCAAGAGAUAUAAUAGAGAGUUGUGGAAUGAACACAAGAGGAGAACGUAAUCAAGUAUAUACAUUAGAUCCUAAAAGACAUGCUUCGGACCUAUGUCUCUCUGGAACAUCUGAAAUGGCAUUAGCAGGAUAUUUUGCUGGUGAAACAUUGUCUGAGGAAGAUUUGCCAAAAAAGGUAGCUGCUGUAAGCAGAUGUUAUAGGGCUGAAACAUCAAGUGUGGCUGAAGAAAGGGGAAUCUUUAGGGUACAUGAAUUUACAAAAGUAGAAAUGUUUCUGGUUACGACCCCCGAAUUGUCGGAUCAAGCUUUAGAAGAAAUCCGUAGUUGGGAGGAAGAACGAUAUAAAUCUCUUGGGCUUCAUUUUCAGGUUCUGGAUAUGCCGCCACAUGAACUCGGCGCCCAGGCUUAUAGAAAAUACGAUAUAGAGGCUUGGAUGCCAGGCAGGAAAGUUUAUGGAGAAAUUUCCAGCUGCAGUAAUUGCACAGAUUAUCAGUCAAGGAGGUUGGAUAUUAAAUACAAGACAAGGGAUGGAAACGUUAAGUUUGCACAUACAUUAAAUGGAACUGCAUGUGCUAUCCCAAGGCUUCUUAUAACUCUUAUUGAAAAUGGUCAGGAUGAAAAGGGUUCGGUUCAUAUUCCAGAAGUUUUACAAAAAUAUAUGAAAAACAGGACCUCUAUUUUCAGACAAAAAAGUAUUCCCGAGUUGCGACUUGUGAAGAAUAAAAAGCAGAAUUAA